Messenger RNA from Syzygium oleosum, 2121 nucleotides. RefSeq names its product carboxylesterase 1-like. NCBI's taxonomy places the organism in Eukaryota, Viridiplantae, Streptophyta, Magnoliopsida, Myrtales, Myrtaceae. The transcript has a single exon. Bases 478 to 1485 code for a protein of 335 amino acids. The record is from RefSeq and is a predicted model, not a curated record. Gene Ontology annotation, molecular function: hydrolase activity.
CAACAGUAAUUAGAGCUACAUUAUAGAAGUUUGAUUCUAACUCCAAAAGGCCUCACCCAUGCUCGUGCACAAGGUUUUAAUUGCAUCGGUCUUAAUCUCCACUCUUCUUGUUCAACUUGCUGAAGCAGCCCUGAUGGUACCAAGUUGUUCUGCUUUCGAGUCUUCCUAUAUUCUGCUCGUUUGAUUUUCUUCUCUUCUAGUUCUACAUCAAACUAACUAAUGUCGAUUCCAAUCAAAUGGAACAGCCCUUGUUUUUCCUUGAUAAACGCGGGGAGUUGGAUAUGAAGGGGGACGAUUCCAAGCUUCCAAAAAUGGGUACAAAGCUAUAUAUAAACAGUCAUCUGUCUUUAUCGCACAUAAAAUGCGAAAACAUCAUACCCUUCGAUAAAUUUUGGUACCCAUGAGGCUGCUAUUGUGCACGCGCGCGCAACAAGCCACGACGAUAUAAGAAUCGCCUUUUGCCUUGUCCCUCGUCCCAUGCAAUGCUCAAUGCUUAACACCAUGUCAACAGAAACUGCACCCACCAAUCUCACCGUCAACCCCUUGGAGGAUCUCCAGGUCACCCUCAAUCCCGAUGGCACCCUCAACCGCGACCGCUUCGUCUUUCCGGACACCUCCGCUACACCCGAUCCCACCCCGCCCACCAUUUCAGUCCUCUCGAAGGACGUCACGAUCAACUCUUCACACAAUACCUGGGUCAGGAUUUUCCUACCCCGCCAUGCACUGUGCUCGGAGGAGAAACUCCCUCUCAUAGUUUACUACCAUGGCGGGGGAUUCAUUGUCGGCAGCGCAGCCUCAACAAUAUUCCAUGAAUUCUGCGUCACUCUGGCGAGCGAGCUCUCCGCCAUCAUUGCGUCGGUGGAGUACCGCCUCGCCCCAGAGCACCGGCUCCCAUUGGCGUACGAUGACGCGGUCGAGGCGUUGCACUGGGUUAAAACCACCCGAGAUGAGUGGCUUGCGGACCACACCGAUCUCUCCACGUGCUAUCUCAUGGGCACCAGCGCAGGAGGCAACUUGGCCUUCCAUGCAGGGCUGCGUGCAUCCGCGUCACACCACGACCUCGAGCCAUUGAAGAUCCGAGGGCUGAUACUGCACCAACCCUUCUUUGGCGGCACCCAGCGGACACCAUCGGAGCUGAGGCUGGCAAACAACCAGACACUGCCGCUGGCGGCCAGUGAUCUCAUGUGGGAGCUGUCACUGCCGAUUGGGGUUAACCGGGACCACGAGUACUGUAAUCCAGUGGUAGACGGUGGCUUCAAGCUCUCGGAAGGGUUGGAUAAGAUGAGGUCGCUAGGGUGGAGGAUACUGGUCACCGGCUACGACGGAGACCUAUUGAUCGAUCGACAGGGGGAGCUAGCGAAACUGUUGAAAGAGAAGGGACUGAGUGUGGUGAGCGAUUUCACGGAGGGCGGUUUUCACAUGAUCGACCUCCUGGAGCCGGACAAGAGCAAACCUCUGGUCCAAACCUUAAAGACUUUCAUGUAGACGACGGUGACAUGUGAGGGCGUGGUCGGUACUCUGAAUAGGAUCUCCACCCCAAAAUGUCGCCUGAGCUCUCUCUUUGUUUAUUAUGUCGUGCGAAAUUGAAAGGGUCAUGACGGCUCUUGAUCCCUCGAUAUUGCAUGCAGUUAUCUCUUGUCUAAAUUGAUCCCUGUCGCCUCUAAGACUUAAAGGGUAUCCAUCAUAUGUAUACUGUUGUUUCUAGUUGGUUCACUAUUUUUGCCCUUGAGAAUUGAUACUUUAACUUUAUUUAAUCAUCAGUUCGUAGUGUGGGGGAAAAGUUCCAUUGCUUUUCUGAAGUUGAUUCUUAUUCUUUUUUGUUCCGGUCGAUGAAUUACAGGAUAAUGGGGACACUAUGAUUCAUUGAUAAUAUUGUUAGAAAAUAACAUGACAUUCUUUCUUGUUUGGUGCUUGUUCAUUUGACUUGAUCAUUUUGCUUAAACCAUCCACUUACAUAUCACUUUAUUAAUAGAUUUUUGGAUUCCUAGUAUUUACCGUGGAUUUUUCUUGCCAUCCAAUCGAAAGUCGAUGAUUAUUAGUUCUCUUUUUACUCAAACACGCACCGGAAGUCAUAUCAUUAAGACACCCAAACUAAGAUAACGUCUGCAGGCGAAUCCAUUU